AUGAAUGCCCUCUUGGUUCCGUUCCUAAGUUACAGGUGCUAAAUCCAGGAAUAUUUGCCAGUAGCGGUGGCAGCAUCGUCACGUUCAGUUGCUUAGCGUUCUUAUUCAACUCCGUUUUCGUUUCAUACCUGCCGUUACUAUGGCCGAUCUCGACGAUUUCUUCGCUAAAAAGGAUAGGAAAAAGUCAAAAACGAAGAAAUUUGCCACGACCGAUGAAGUAGCUAAAAAGCUGGAAGAUACAAAGAAAAUUGAGAAACCAGCGAAAAAAGAAAGACCCCCCGAAGGUGAAGAAGGCGUCGAUCCCGUUCCGGAACAAGAUGAAUGGAAGGAAUUUGAGGAAGAAAAAAAAGAUUACACUGGUUUAAAAAUCGGAAAUCUCACUAUCAAUUCGAACGGUGAUGGUACAAUCGAUUGCGGUGAGAACAACGGUGAACAACAACAACGUUACGAUGAAUCCGGUAACGAAGUCGAGAAGAAGGUCGGCCCGUGGAAACGAAUUGAAGUCGUUCCGGUUGAGGUACAACCUGAGAAAGAGGUUAGAAAAGCUCCAGAACCACCAGCAGCUGUUAGUACUAGCGCCUAUGUACCCCCUAGCUUAAGAAAUGUUCAACAACCACAGCCGUUACAUCAAGUCCGUGGCAGAAGUAAGGCUGCUCCUGAUAUUCAUAAUGAAGAGCAAUUUCCUACCUUUGCUGGAUCAAAAUCUGAUAAAAGAGGUCGUAAUGAAGGUUCAUUUGAGGUAGUUUCUCAUAAUAAAGCGAGUUCCUACAGACAUGUAGAGCAAACAAAGUUAGCGAGCAGUCAAGGUCCUCGAUUGGCGCUUGGUAAUCGUUACAACACCCUUAGCGAUAGCUAGUGACCUAAGUGUACAUAGACGUAACAACCAACUACUAUGAUUAAAUCGACAUCAGCUAGUGGCCAUAACAACAACAGGACAGAAUAUCUUAAGCAAAUUUUUCUUCCAUCAUUGAAGAACUAAACAUACACACGUAUAUAUACGUGGGUAUGUGUAUAUACAUGUGUGCAUAUACCUUAUACACGUGAAUAUACGUAUAUGUGCAUAACAAAAACAAAAAAAAAAUGUGUGUAUGAAAUAAAUUUAAAAAAGAAAAAUUAAAUGAUUAAAAAAGACCAUGUGAAAUUGGUAAACAUUGUAAAAUUAUUGUUUUUUUAAUGUAAUUAUUUCUUGAUUUAUUUAGUACGCUUGAUGAUGAUUGGUUUUUACGAAUUAUUAUUACUAUUUUUUAUUUUUAACAUCUUAUAAUAGUGAGGUGAUGUGUACCUAUAAAAUAACAUUUAUUCGAUCGAUUUUGUUUAAGGUUUAUUACUUUUUUGCUCAGAAAGUGUCAAAGCGGCAGUGUUAAAAUAAUAAUUAUUGAAACAUUUGUUACUUAUACUUUACUAUGUAUUUUGUGUUUUUUUUUUGAGAGAAAAGUAAUGUAAUUUAUAUCAGAA
Onthophagus taurus is the source of this 1455-nucleotide messenger RNA. Its product is annotated as protein CDV3 homolog. The record is from RefSeq and is a predicted model, not a curated record. Gene Ontology annotation, cellular component: cytoplasm. Lineage: Eukaryota; Metazoa; Arthropoda; Insecta; Coleoptera; Scarabaeidae.